UUUUACAUUGCUUGGUGACAGUUUAGGCUGAUUUUAAAUCGGAAUUUUAAAUUAAAUCUUGAAAAGUACUUCCUAAAGAUUUUACUAUAUAAUGCCAAAACAUUUGAUUUCUAUCAUAAUUAAGAACCGUGUCAAAUAGCAAGAAGAUUAAAAUUGUUUUCCUUAUUAUUGAAUAAAAAUGUUGAUAUAUUUGUCAUGUGAAUCGGAGAGUGGUUCCGGUGUGCCGGAAUGGGCUAUCGUGGAGCUGCAAGGUCUCGUACAAAUGAAGAAAGAGUCUCCGGCGGGGCCCGCGGUCAUCGGCGACCUGCACUACUACCAGAGGAACCGCCACCCCGUGCUGGUGCUCGGACAUCACAUACUCAACGGCAAGGAAGUUAAAUUAGAACAACCGAUGGCGGUCAUUGAGAAAGUACAUAUUGAUGGAAAGCUACAAUAUAAAAUUAAAGCUAUCGUCAAAAAGAAAUUACUAUUCAAAUCCAGACCUAAGCCGAUCAUAUCACAUGUAUCUGAUAAAAUUUAAUUAAAUUGUUUGCCGUGGUU
Messenger RNA from Papilio polytes (common Mormon), 540 nucleotides. Its product is annotated as chromosome transmission fidelity protein 8 homolog. The transcript has 2 exons. The coding region runs from base 179 to 520 and encodes 113 amino acids. Gene Ontology annotation, biological process: mitotic sister chromatid cohesion. Gene Ontology annotation, cellular component: Ctf18 RFC-like complex. Lineage: Eukaryota; Metazoa; Arthropoda; Insecta; Lepidoptera; Papilionidae. The record is from RefSeq and is a predicted model, not a curated record.